AUGUUUGCGUGAGUACAUCGUGGAUUUUGCCCCUGAGCGGCCUUGGGACUGAUGACCACCUCUAUCUCCACGCCCGGCCGUUGCUCUCCUCUCGUCCGUUCCCGACUGCUGCAGCGGCCAUCCCGGAACCUCACCCGCCUCGUUCAAGGGCGAUGUCUCGUUCCUGCAACGCGCUGCACUGCGCGGCGAUACGACGCUGCAGCCCCCACCGAGCGGCGAUCCAUCUCUCCCCUUCGGACCAGCCGGAUCGGCCACUGCCCGCCGCCCGAGCGCCAACAACGGCCACAUAGUCGACGACCAGUCUACACACAGCGACGAACAGGACGAUGCUUACAGGGGCAGGGGUCGUCAGAGACGAUGCUCGAGCGGUAAAACUUCGAGGGCGUCCAUCUACUCGCUCGGCGGCUCCAGGCUCAGUCCGACUCGCGAAUCCACCGUCGGCGAAGAGGACGACGAACUCCGCGACGGAGUGAUGGGCCUCGGUGGGGACAAGAGGAACCGGGAUGGACUCGGACCUGUAUUCCUCGAGGAUGAGCCUGAACGAUCACUUUCGCGGACGUUGACCGUCGCUGCGACCUCGGGAACGGUGGCCGUCGAUUUGUCAAAAUCGAUGAGUAUAGCUCCAGCGCCGCAUGCGCCGACAGCACCGACGGCGACCGAACACACUCCUUUGCUCGGCAGCGCCGGUGCAUCGACUCUGGUCAAUGUGCCCCUGCCGGAGGAUGGGCAAAAGGCGCGCGCCGCGUUCUGGCACGAGAUCAAGGUUCUCAUCAGCUACGCCGUGCCGAUUGCGGGCACCCAUUUUCUCGAGUACUCGCUCCUCGUCGUCACCGUCGUUUCGGUCGGGCACAUUGGCACGGUCGAACUCGCGGCGGCUUCGAUCGCGUCCAUGACUUCGAACGUCGUGGCCCUGUCCCUCAUUCAGGGCUUCUGCACGGCCCUCGACACGCUUUGCCCCCAAGCCUACACGUCAAACCCUCGCAUGACAUCCCUGUACGCCCUGAGGACGUUCUUCAUCCUCAUGAUCCUCGUCAUCCCGCAAGUGAUCAUCUUUUGGAAUGCCGAAGGCCUUCUCCUAGCUCUCCGACAGGAUCCCAAGGUCGCCGAGCGAGCCUCGACCUACCUUCGAGCCCUUUCGUUCGGCCUGCCCGGCUAUGCCGGCUUCGAGUGCAUCAGACGAUGGUUGCAAGCACAGGGAAUGAUGGUCGCCCCCGUUGUGACUUUGAUCAUCGCCGCGCCCCUCAACGUCCUUCUCAACUACUUGCUCGUCUGGGGACCCGAUUCCAUUCGACUCGGCUUCAUCGGCGCGCCGAUUUCGACCGCGAUCUCGAUGAACGUCAUGUUCAUCGUGUCCGUCGUCUACGCCGUCCUUGCAGCUCCUCGUGAUGCAUGGGGCGGCUUCUCGAAGGAGGUCUUCCAUGACUUGGGCCUCAACAUCACCCUUGGGCUGGCCGGUUCAGCGGCGGUCGUGUCGGAAUGGUGGUCUUGGGAAAUCGUGGGGUUGGCCUCAUCCUUCCUUGGGCCGACAGCCUUGGCGGCUCAAUCCGUGCUUCGUGAGUUCCCGACAAGGGGCCGGGUCUUAGUGAAUCUGCAGUUUCUUAUUCUGAUUCGAUCUCCACGCAGUUACGAGUGCUUCUUUGUUUUACCAAAUCCCCUACGCACUCUCCGUAGCAGCCGCCGUCCGUGCUGGAAGUGAGUGGCAUGCGUCUCUCUUCGAAUAUGAAUACCGCGAAGCUGACAUCACUUUGAUCCCUAGAUCUCCUCGGUGCUCAACGACCUGACACGGCUCGAAUGACCUCGUAUGCGACCAUGACGGUCAGCCAGAUCCGCUCAUGUCUGAAACCGGUCGAGAUCGGCCCUGACCCCCUGCUCUUUCGGUAUCCCUAACAGCUCGCCAUUGGGGUCGCCGGCAUCAACUCGCUCCUCCUCGUCGUCUUCCGCCACCGCUGGGGUCUGCUCUUCUCUUCCGAGAAAGAAGUCAUCGAAGUCGUCGCCUCCGUACUCGGCCUCGUCGCCGCUUUCCAACUCUCCGAUGGUAUCUCGGGCGCCAUGGCCGGUCUCUUACGGGGAGCGGGUAAAGCAACUUUAGGCGCCGUGCUCAACCUCAUCUCUUACUACGUCGUGGGACUACCUCUGGGAAUGGCUUUGACGUUCGCCGGACCGAAGAUGGGCUUGAAGGGUUUGUGGUUGGGUUUGACGGCGGCGUUGACGGGGACGGCAACAUUGACGACUUGGGUUAUCUUGAGGUUGGACUGGAGGCUCGAGUCGGAGAACGCGAGGAUUCGAAUGAGUGUCGCUAAGAGGGAUGAGGAGGACGAUGGGCCGGAGUACGAGCAGUGA
Microbotryum saponariae is the source of this 2340-nucleotide messenger RNA. Lineage: Eukaryota; Fungi; Basidiomycota; Microbotryomycetes; Microbotryales; Microbotryaceae. The record is from the annotation of a GenBank genome assembly.